This is a messenger RNA of Lagopus leucura (white-tailed ptarmigan), 707 nucleotides long. RefSeq names its product LIX1-like protein. NCBI's taxonomy places the organism in Eukaryota, Metazoa, Chordata, Aves, Galliformes, Phasianidae. Gene Ontology annotation, biological process: autophagosome maturation. The record is from RefSeq and is a predicted model, not a curated record. The transcript is spliced from 2 exons. The coding region runs from base 15 to 377 and encodes 120 amino acids. Gene Ontology annotation, cellular component: cytoplasm.
UGUGGGAUGGAAGGAUGGAAGGUGCUGUCCUGGUGGUGCUGUGGGGCUGCAGCCCUGCUGUUCUGACAGCACUUUUCUCCCCUCAGUUCUGUCCCACCAAGGCCGAAGCGCGGAGGAGCGCCGCUAAGAUCGCGCUAAUGAACUCCGUGUUUAACGAGCAUCCCUCACGGAGGAUCACAGACGAGUUCAUCGAGAAGAGCGUUUCGGAGGCCCUGGCAUCCUUUAACGGCAACCGGGAGGAGGCUGAUAACCCCAACACCGGCAUCGGCGCCUUCCGCUUCAUGCUGGAGUCCAACAAGGGGAAAUCCAUGCUGGAGUUCCAGGUACGGCUGACGGUUGGGCCGUGCCUUCACCAUAAGAGUGGGGCUCUCCUCUGAACACCACUCCGGGUUUCCAGCUCUGCUGUGCCGGCAGUCGGCGUUGGGUUUCUCUGUGUGGAGCUGUUUGGUGUCUGUGGGACGGCAGUGUGUGUUUGCGGUGCCAUCAGUGCCAUCAUCGGUGCCAUCGGUGACACAGCUGGGUGUGCAGGCAGCCCUUCCUUGUGCAGCUUUUGUCCUCUCCUGCAAAAGGAGAGAGACCAGGUAGAAGGACCUCAGUGAGCACCAUUCACUGCUCAUUAUGAUUAGUGCUGCUGAUUGCACAGAGCUUGCCCUCUGAGCUCUGCUCCCAUCCCACCUGGCUGGGUUUGCGCCACCUCCUGCUGCAUC